Melospiza melodia melodia is the source of this 3633-nucleotide messenger RNA. RefSeq names its product ring finger protein 141 (gene RNF141). Gene Ontology annotation, biological process: protein autoubiquitination. Gene Ontology annotation, molecular function: ubiquitin-protein transferase activity. Lineage: Eukaryota; Metazoa; Chordata; Aves; Passeriformes; Passerellidae. The record is from RefSeq and is a predicted model, not a curated record. The transcript has 6 exons. Bases 278 to 1012 code for a protein of 244 amino acids.
UGAGGUCUUGAAGGGUGAACAAUAGGGAACAUUUCAUGGAGUGCCUUGUCGGAAGGGAUUCACAGGGAUCAAAGUCCAGCUCCUGGCCGUGCACAGGACACCUCAAGAGUCAUCCCCGUGUGCCUGAGAGUGUUCUUCGAACGCUUCUUGAACUCUCUCAGAGUCGCUGCUGUGAUGACCACUUCCCUGGAGAGCCUGUUCAGUGCUCGACCACCCUCGGGUGAAACUUCCCCGAUAUCCAGUUCUGCAAACGCCCUCGCAGAGACUCCACAAGUGAAUGAGAACUUCUCUCUGCAAAACUGAGGUGAAGAGCUUCACCAUGGGUCAACAGAUUUCAAACCACACACAAACUGUAAUUAACAAGUUGCCAGAAAAAGUAGCAAAGCAUGCCUCUUUGGUUCAAGAAAGUGGUUUCCUAACCUAUGAAGAGUUUCUGGGAAGAGUAGCUGAACUCAAUGAUAUUACUGCAAAAUUGGCUUCUGGACAAGACAAACAUCUGUUGUUUGAAGUGCAGCCUGGGUCUGAUUCUUCUGCUUUCUGGAAGGUGAUCGUUAGGAUAAUAUGUACCAAAAUAAAUAAAACAAGUGGCAUCGUGGAAGCUUCCAGAAUCUUGAACUUGUAUCAGUUCACUCAACUUUAUAAAGACAUCACCAAUCAAGCAGCAGGAGUUCUUGCACAGAGUGAUACUUCUGAAGGAGCUGCUGAGAGCUGGAGGUCUCUGUCUUCGUGUCAGGCCAGUUUGUGGAUGGGAAGGGUUAAACAGCUGACAGAUGAAGAGGAAUGUUGCAUCUGCAUGGAUGGGCGUGCUGAUCUCAUCCUGCCGUGUGCUCACAGUUUCUGCCAGAAAUGCAUUGAUAAAUGGAGUGACCGCCACAGAAACUGUCCCGUGUGCCGCCGGCAGGUGACUGGGGCAGGAGACUCCUGGGUGGUGUCAGAGGCCCCUACAGAAGAUGACAUUGCCACUUACAUCCUUAACAUGGUGGAUGAGGCUGGGCAGCCCCACAGACCCUGACCCUGCCCACAGGCUGAUCGUGGCACAACCACUUGAAGCUUUUCUUUUCCCCAGCGUCUGGUUUUCCCCCUCCUUGCUGUUCUUCACAGUCUGUCCUUCCCUUCUCCCCUCGGCUGCUGUGAGUCUGCGCUGCUCUCCUAAAGCACAGGGGAUCUGAGCAAGUCUCUGUGUGUGCAGUCCUCGUUAUUGAACUGUUCUUUCAGCAAACUCUUGGAUCAUUAACACAGUUUACUUUAACAACAACGUUUGAUGUUAAUUAACAGUUCAACUACUGGACGAAGCAACUUGUAACAGCACAACUACAACUGCAAACUGCUGUUUGAGCAUCACAGUGUCCUGCUACAGAGAUGAACCGUGGCAGAUGGCUUGACCUCACAGUUCCUACCCUUCAAAGCAGUCCCUUAUUCACAACUAAUGUGAAUAAAGAUGAUGAGUUACCACUAGUGGUUAUUAAUUUGAAAUUUUACUGUUGAAACUUGAAGAUGUCCCACUGCCUGUUCUUCAGUAGGAAGUUAUUGCUGCUCUUAGUGUUUACAGAUACUUAACUGAUCUGUUAUGACUUUUAGUAUUAAUUAUUUUAAAUCUGUUUUUGAGAGUGUAGGCAGGUCUGUAAAUGUACUUGUGCACUUCCCCUUAUUCUUCUAAAAAGACUUAUCUCUUAGAAUAUUUUUUUAAAUAUGAUAUUUAGCAUAGUCUUAUUAGCUUGGAAACAUUAAACAGUUUCGUACACAACCCUAAAAGCAGUAAAUCAGCUUCAGUAGUUUUUGAUAAAGAACAGCUAUAAUUAUUUCUAAACAUUGGGCAUAUCUGAAGAGAAUGCCUUUAUUUGAAUUAGCACUUAAGGUGUAGUUUAGUGUGAUGCUGUGGCUUUAUCUGCUCCUCUUGAGUUUUUGAAGUGAUGAGAUCAGAGUUAAAAGGUAUAUGAAGAGUUACAAGUGAUAAUCUAAGUAAGGGUGCUCUACUUUCUAUCCACAAGUGCAAUAUGCUUUUAUGUAGCAGAGGGAAACUUCUUUAACAAUAAUGUGGCUUGGACUGAGAUGCACAUGUGACAGCUUGGAAAAGGGAUAUCUCAACUGGAGUGCAACAGUAUCUUGUGUCUAGCAGAAUAAAGCCUUUAAGAGCUGAGUUUAGACAGUCUAAAAUUGUUAGUAAUUCAGGAAACCCAUCUUAGGCCUCUUUUGCAUAAAUAGUGUUAUGGAAAUGAGUGGCUACUGUAGAGAAUUAAUUUUAUAUAUAUAUAUAUGUAUAUUAACAAGUAUUACUUUUUCUCUCUCAGUAACCUCAAGUUAAAAUAUUCAAGUGUAGCAUUUGAAGGAAUAACAGCAUAGAUCUUGCUUACUGUGAGACUGCAUUUUUUCUUACCAUAACUGUUAAAAUUCCAUGAUGCCCUAAGGCUUAAGUCCUUUUGUCACAGACAGGUUCUGAACUAAAAGGCAUGUGUGCAUGUAGAUAUGCACAUUUAGGUUAUUUUUCUUAAUUGGCUACAAAAUAACUUAAUUACAUCAAUUUGUUAAAGAAUGUGCACAGAGUAUGGCACCUGUUUGAGCUUGGCUUGUGACACCAUUGUCAGAUUUAUCAUAGGUUUUAAGACAGAGAAGCAACGUACCCUUCAUGUUUCUGUCACCUGAGAACCAGUAUGGCUUAGUGUGCAAAUCUGUAUUUAGCUAUGGAAAAAUCCUUUUAGGAGUGUAUAUAGCUGAGAACUCUUUUUUUUUUUUUUUCCCCUUUCUUAAGCCAUUGAUAGCAAUGAGAUAUUCUUCAGUAAAUGUAUAGAGUGUUUGGUUGCAUAAAGGCAGUUGUUGUUUGGGCUGGAAAUCAUUACUGGCCCAGGAUUUCCCACUAAAAUGUGUGCAGGUGUUCCUAAUAAUGCACUUUUUGCUUUUUGAGGUUGCAUUAGUCCAUGUUCAGAACUUUCAGAUAAUCUUUGAAUUUUUUAAACUUUUUAUAUCACUGGAACAGAAAGAGCAUCUAAAUGAAAGACUCAAGCUAACUUUAUUUUUCAAGUACUUCAAGAAUUAUACUUCUGAACUGAAAUUUUAUAAGUUGACUUUCUGCUGAGAACUUACAUGAACUUCUUAAAAUGUAAUUUUAUAAUGAUGCAAACAAGUUAAUUGCAGCAUAAUGAUUACAAUAUAAACUAAUGCAAAAAUUAUUUAAAUAGUGCAAAAGUAAACUUUGUAUUCUGUACAGCUUUUUAAAAUUAAGUUGCUGUAAUUCACACUGCUGUGAUGUAGAUACUGUAAUGUGUGCCUUGUAAAAUAAAUGUACUGUAUGUUAUAUGGAGAAAUAGAUACUUUAACACUGAAAACCUAGUAAUUUGGUACUGGUUGGUAUUACUUAGUCUGAAGUGCAACAUUUAGCAAACAAUUUUGGAAAAGGAAUCCAUUGGUAUGGACAUGGCCACGAGUUCCAGAAGUUAGACCUUGAAAAUGUGAAUUACUGCAAAUAGCUGUUGGUGGGGGGCAUUAGAAUAAAUUAACUUUCUUGUGUUAAGUGAACAUUUCUUACAGGUUUAAUGUGAAAUUGUAACUUAAACAUUAGAGAUGGUAUUAAUAGCUAAGAACAUUCCACUAUAUUAAACUUUGUGUAUGAAUUGUGCAAUAAAGUUACUUUGGAAGAAA